GGACCUUGCUUAAGUCAAGGGUAUCGCCGCGUUUCGCCGCACCCACCUCCCACCACCUUCAAAAGCGUUGCCAUAACCGCGGUGAUGGACUUCCUUGGUUUCAUUUGAAAUUCGAGAUGGCAUUUCAGGGUACAAUUACCUCUCUUCCCCCAGAGGUCCCCAAGCCACGCCUCGUUUUUCUGCAUCGUGGAACUUCGCCCUACCCCCUUUAAACAAGAGCAUAUUACAAGUGUUGAUGCCGUCUACCUUCUCGAACCAUGGAGCCAUCCAGAGAAAUACAAAGGAACCACCCUACUUGCGACCUCUUUCCCGAUUUUCCUAAUCCGGCUUUUGCAUCACUGGCAACCAACAGUCAGCAAGACAGCUCGGCACUCCUGCCGGAGAACACUAUUUACAAACAAGCCUCUAUUAAGAAGAGGCGCCGCUCCUUGGACAGCUCAUCGGAUUCUCUGCAGUCCAAGCGCCGCCGUGGUCGACCGAAGAACGCCAAAGGACCAGAUCGAACCGGCAACGACUUCGUCCAGAUACUCCCUCGUGACGAAGCCAAGGAGGACGGUGUAAUUCAGCAAGCAGUUCAACAUAUUGAUAUUUUUUCGCCAUCAGACGCGUCAACCCUGUUCCCUUCUUAUACCACCGACAAUCCCGCACACGACAUGUCUAUGAACCAACAACUUGCUGCCAUGGCGGGACAGGACGGCUUGCUUGACAACCACAUUCACGACCAGCAGUUCUUUGGCGAGUUUAGCGAUCUCAUGGAUAUGACGGGCGAGUCCUGGGACGAGUCCUGGAGCGAUUACACCAUGCUCUCUCCUCCGCAGGAGCCCGUGCAAACUUCUUUGAAGCGACAGAACAAGCAGGCAGACCCGCGCGUCACUUCGAUCAUUAAUCCCGAAAAGGAAGUGGUCACACAUGCGAGCUUUCUUGCCAAUUACAACAACAUCGUCACGCUCGACAACGUGUUUUUCUCACUACGCCAUGAUUACUCGAUUAUGUGGGAGGACACGCUUAAGCUAUUCGGCUUCGAGCCCGCGCGGGGAAAGACAGUGAGGCCCCUGAACCCUCAAGGUGGCGUCUUCAACCCCAUCGGCGAAUCCUGCAUCUACAUGUGGUUCGGUCACCAAAGGCCUUCUCAAGACCGCCCUGUUCUUGUCGAUUUCUUGGUCCUCCCCGGCUCCCCGGACAAAGCUGGCGUUAUAUUUAUUUUGGGGAAGUCUGAUAUUCGUAAGAUUUUCGGAUCAGACUGGACACCAGAGCGGCACAUUGCGAUGAUGGAACCGACUGCACGUCACGACAGUACGUUGGACACAGCUCUGGGCAUCCAGUAACUUUCAAUACGUUGCGACAAUGCCUGUCCAGAGUCUUCGAUCACGCAAACCUUCGAUGUUCAAUACCGCCUUUAUCCCCAACCUAGUCCAUUUCAACCAAACUCUCAUCUUCUCUGUCACUUUCGACUUACUCUUUCAGUCAAGUCGUCCUCCACUCUUUUAAGCUCUUUUUACGACCUUUACGUCAUCUUACUUGCUGCUGUCGCCUGGUUGUCGUUGUCGUUACUCUCGCUUGGCCCUCGCAACAACGUGCAUGUUGAAAGACAUCGGCUGGUCAUAACAUGAACUGCG
Messenger RNA from Lasiosphaeria miniovina, 1616 nucleotides. RefSeq lists its product as uncharacterized. The coding region runs from base 258 to 1325 and encodes 355 amino acids. NCBI's taxonomy places the organism in Eukaryota, Fungi, Ascomycota, Sordariomycetes, Sordariales, Lasiosphaeriaceae. The record is from RefSeq and is a predicted model, not a curated record. The transcript has 2 exons.